GGAAACUGGGAAUAUAGACAUGAGAUCCUAGAAGACUUGGAUCCUCAGCUUCAGUCACUCCUGUGGAUACAAAUUCAUGGCAUGAAACAGAAUUUUCUUUAUUGAUAUUAAUUUUCACUUGCACAUAUUUUUUUUUCCCCCCCUGUGGAAGUAUGCUUAUGAUGAAACCCCUGACUGCAGCUUUCCAAUUCAUGAGCAGAUUAGAAGUCUGGGGCUAUAGAAUUUCAGAUGACAGUAGAAGGAGUAGAAUUUGCUGUAAGUUUCUACGGGGAAUUUUGAUAUCCUCCGAAUGAAUGAAUAAAUUUACAUGUAAUUGUUGAACACGGUGUUAUGCUGCUGGAUUUACAGCAAAAUAUAAGACAUAAGCCCUGACCCCCAUGGAGCUGGCAGGUAGAUUAGAAAGAGGGCUGCCAACUCAGCUGAGGGAGUAGUGAGCGUACUAUAAAGUUCCACACCUCGUGUCAAGGGCCACAGUCCUGUGUCGGUGGAGUAAGGGAUGACUGUGUCACGAUAACAAAGGGGUAUGAUCUCUGGGGAGGAGAAGGAGAGAGUGGGUGGGACAGAGCUCCCACUCUGGCUGAGGGAAGGGAAGAAAGACAAGCUCAGCCCUUUUGUGACCUCAGGGCGCAGAUCUUAGCUAAUUAGACCACAUCCACCACCAGCUGGAAUAAUUAAACCAUCACUUGUACAGAGCUUGCGUCUACCUCCCGGAACAUGUUCUAAAUGCUAAUGUGUUUCCUGCUACAGCGGAGCCACUGGGUCUGAAAGUCUUUAGCGAACACCUCGUUUGCCCUAUGGAACCAUUUCACUGGCCCCGCCGUAAAUGAGACUCUUCUCAGGUUCAUCUGGUUCCCUGGUUUCACCAAGGGAAGCUUUCUGUGGGAGGUGUUCCCUUCCCAAACUCGCCCAGGGCCCAGGUGAGCUGAGUCAGGGACUCGGCAUGGACACAAGAGGGCAGCAAAUAACACCAGACUCCUCAAAGCCAGCAAACACAUUUUUUGGCAGUCCUCUUUCUGACUUGGUUGCAGAGAAGCUCUAGCAUCCCAAAGCAAGCAAGCCAUUUCUUGAUGCCUGCUAGGUAUGAGACAUCUGAUAAAAGGUUCACCGGUAACGUCAGGUUACUAUGGUGUCAGAAGAUCUUUCCUCUCUGACUCGGAUUUCCACAACACGAAACAGUUUGCAAACGACAUCUGCACCUCACCGGCGAAGCCCUUUCCCUGUGAGUCCCCCGCAGGGCAGAGCCACCCGGCCCUCCUGGAUUCCUACUUCCCGGAGCCCUACGCAGACCACCGGCCCCCGCCCGGCCUGACCCCCAGCACCGGCUCUCUGUUCAGCACCUCGCCCCUGCCGCCGCUCCUGCCUCCACCCUUCCCUGGGGACCCCACGCACUUCGUGCUUAGGGACUCAUGGGAGCAAACGGUGCCCGAUGGUCUCAGCCAGGCAGAUCCCGUGCCCGCCGAUACCCCGCAGACCUUGCCGCCCAGCACAGGAUGUCUCUCCCAGCUGGAGUCUGGGACCAGCACUCAGCACAGGAGCUCCAGCUGGGGGGCCCCCCUAGCUGGGGCUCAGUCCUACUCCCUGCAUGCACUAGAGGAUCUGUAUCAUGUGCCGGGGUACCCCACCCCACCCCCGUAUCCCUUCACCCCUUUCAUGACCAUGUCCAAUGAUCUACCGCACAAGGUGGUGCCCCUCGCCCCAGAGGAGGGGGUAGACGCCCCUUCCCUUCAGGACCCCUCUUCAUGGACCAAAGAAGACGGGAGCAUGGCGUGGGGGUCAUAUGAGUGCCGUAGAGCUUACUGAAGGGAGCACUGAAGGACUUCUGCUGGGCUUUUCUCUGAGUGGGGUUCUGUAUUUCACGGACCAUUUGCAGUGUGGUAGCUUAUUCAUUCAGAACCAGAUUCUCAGAACAGGCCAUCGGGCCACCCUUUGUCAACAGACCACGGGAUUCAUUUGUAAUCCUCCCUACCACAGCCCCAUGAAAUACAACGUACGUUAAUUCGGGACAUCAGACCGUAUUCUAGUGAGACACCUGAGAGCGAUGCCUUUUUGGAACUUUAGUAACACCUUACAUUCUGAAUUUCUGUUAUCUUUGAACUAUCAUGUUAAGCGCUCGUAGUUUUCUUAAAUUACAUUAAAAAGUUUAUGCAGAUGGUGAAAUACA
Felis catus (domestic cat) is the source of this 2161-nucleotide messenger RNA. It is a transcript of the gene POU2AF2, whose product is annotated as chromosome D1 C11orf53 homolog. Gene Ontology annotation, molecular function: DNA binding; POU domain binding. The coding region runs from base 1081 to 1800 and encodes 239 amino acids. The transcript has 3 exons. The record is from RefSeq and is a predicted model, not a curated record. NCBI's taxonomy places the organism in Eukaryota, Metazoa, Chordata, Mammalia, Carnivora, Felidae.